Patiria miniata (bat star) is the source of this 4057-nucleotide messenger RNA. Its product is annotated as protein bicaudal D homolog 2-like. The coding region runs from base 115 to 2679 and encodes 854 amino acids. The transcript is spliced from 3 exons. The record is from RefSeq and is a predicted model, not a curated record. Gene Ontology annotation, molecular function: dynein complex binding; cytoskeletal adaptor activity; dynactin binding. Gene Ontology annotation, biological process: microtubule anchoring at microtubule organizing center; regulation of microtubule cytoskeleton organization; protein localization to organelle. Gene Ontology annotation, cellular component: cytosol; Golgi apparatus. NCBI's taxonomy places the organism in Eukaryota, Metazoa, Echinodermata, Asteroidea, Valvatida, Asterinidae.
AAAUGCAAGAAAUUAAACAUGGCGACUCGCGGCUAGGCCGGUUGGCAAUUUUUGGGGAUCGUCAUCGGUCCAGAAUUUCUCUUCAGUUGUCUUUGUUGUUAAUUUAACUCCAAAAUGUCGGACUCCGACGAAUGUUCGGAGACUAUCGAUGAACUCCGGGUGGAAAUUGAGCGUCUAAAGGACGAAUUAAACCUCGCGAGUCGGGAGAAAAUCCAAGCGGCCGAAUAUGGCUUGGUCGUGUUGGAGGAGAAACAGGCGUUGAAACAGCAGUUCGAGGAACUUGAAGUGCUGUAUGACACCAGCAAGACGGAACUUCAGCUGGCAAAAGAGGCGUUGGAUCAGCACCAACUCCACCAGAAGAAGCACACCAUCCAGGAAGUCCAUCGGGAAGAGAACCUCCUCAAGGAGACGGCCACGCGAGAAGCUGACCUCGUUGAGCGCAUCACGGAGCUAGAGUCCGAGACCAAGAACUACCGUCAGGAGCUGACCCACACCAAGAUUGAGAAUGAGAGGCUGCACGCCCGGCACGUAGAGCUGGUGGUCCAGAAUGAGAAGCUGGACGCACUCCGGAAGACGCUCAAGGAUGAGGCCCGGGACAUCAAGUUCCGGGAGACCAGGCUCCUGCAGGACUACAGCGAGCUGGAAGAGGAGAAUAUCGCUAUGCAAAAGCAGAUGUCAAUGUUGAAGUCGUCAGUGGUUGAGUACGAAGCCAUGAAGCACGAGAACCGUCGUCUGACUGAGGAGACUCAGUAUCUGAACACACACAUUGAGGACCUGAUCCGUCUCAGAGAGAUUGCCGACAAGCAGAUCGAGGAGACACUCCAAGCCCUGGAAGCCGAGCGGGAACAGAAGCACUACCUCAAGAAGCAGCUGGAUCAGGCCAUGAUCAUGGAGAUGGAAGCCUUCAACAAUGACCUCAUGAACAGCUCGGGACUCUUAGCUGAUGACGACGACUCAGACACGGAGUCUCAGUCGCCAGAUCAUCCCAUCCUGCGCAGGAUGGAGUACGAAUUCCAGUCCGCCAAUGGCACAAACGGCCUGCACCAACCUGGCCAGUCAGCAUGCACAGGGUCCGAUCUCUUCAGCGAAAUGCAGUUCACGGAGGUCCAGAAACUGGAGGAACAGCUGGCCCAGCUCCAGACCGAGAAAACUCAACUCUCACAAAAUCUAGAACAGACCAUGGGGGCCCUGAAUUGCCUCCCGGAUGAUCUGAAUAUCUCUGGGACAGACAGUGAAGGGGAGCCACUGCCUGAAGAUUUGAACAUCCACCAUCGCAAGCUGCUGAAUCUCAUACGGCUUGUGAAGCACCACGAGAAGAAGUACGCCUCAGCGAUGUCUCAAAUUGCGGCCUUGAGUGCUAAAGUGGACAGUCAACAAGACAAACUGAAUGAGGAGAGCAAGAAGGUAGACCUGCAAUCAGAGGUAGAUCUCAUGAAUGACAGGAACAGGCAUCAAGAGAUGACCAUCCGGAGUCUACAGUCGCAGAUGAGGCAGAUGAACGACUUCAUUGUGGAAUCACAGGGUCACUUAAAUUGUACACAGGAUGAACUGAUCAAUGUCAGUGAGGACUUGGCCCAACUUUACCACCAUGUGUGUGUGGUGAACGGCGAGACACCCAACCGAGUCAUCCUAGACCACCUCAAGGCAACAAGGCAGAGCAGAAGGGAGAGCUUCCGGGCAGAAAUUGCCAGCAGGUUGAAAGAGGUGUCGUUUGAUUCGGAUGCAAGCAGAGAGAAAUUGAACGCUGGUGACACUGAUGGGAACAUUAGCACGGAUGAGAGCUCCUCGCCCGCUUCUAGUGUCAAAUCAUCCACCCCCAUCUCGAGCCCAGCCAGGCGGAUAGAUGCCUCCCCAAGAAAGGUUAGCAGUGACCCCAUCACUUGCAACAAUCUGUUGACUACGAUUCGGGAUCAGAUCAAGUAUCUAAAACGGUCUGUGGAGCAUGCCGUUGAAAUGUCGCGGCAGCGCAGCAACGAGACCGCUGGAUCGACCGAACAUGAAGACUUGCGCGAAGAGGUCAUGAAACACAAAGCCCUCCUGGCCACCAAACGAGAACAGGUUGUGACGCUCAGGACUGUCCUCAAGGCCAAUAAGACAACGGCCGAGGUUGCGCUCGCCAACCUCAAGAGCAAAUACGAGAACGAGAAGAUCAUCAUCGCCGAGACGAUGAUCAAAUUGAGGAAUGAACUGAAGGCUCUCAAGGAGGACGCAGCCACGUUCGCGAGCCUCCGCGCCAUGUUUGCCACGAGGUGCGACGAGUACGUGACCCAGCUGGAUGAGAUGCAGCGGCAGAUAUCCAGCGCCGAGGAAGAGAAGAAGACGCUGAACUCCCUGCUCCGCAUGGCCAUCCAGCAGAAGCUGGCCCUCACCCAACGCCUGGAGGAUCUGGAAUGUCACACAGAGCUCCAGCAGAUCCACCCUCGCAAGCCGGCUCCCAGGCGCCACAAACCCUCCAAAGUAAGCGAACCAGUCUACCUGCAGGGCUAUGGCCCACCUUUUGGGCUGUUUCCAAUGCCGUUAGCACCCCGAUUUCCUCAGCAAGUUGUCUUUCCCCGACCUCCUCACCCUGGGCCCUCUCAUUCCCCACACCCCCCUCUCCCUCCCUCUACCCCUCCUCUACUCCCUGGCAUGAUGCCACAUCCACACCUUCCUCAUUUCCAUCACACUGGUCCCCGCUAGUUUUAAAAAGAACUUCUUACUUUCCGUUCAGUCAAUCUAUUCCUUCCAAGUUCCAGUCUCUCAUAAAGUUUAAUUUUGCCACUCUUUAAAAAAAAACACUCCUAAUAGAUCACCUUAACCACUAGCCUAACAACGUUUCCAAAUGCUCAGGAAACACUAAUAUCCUGUUCAACUGGAUGGGAAAGAAAAACUAGAAUUAUAUCUUGCUACAAAGGUUUUGAAAGAGUUACCAUGAAACUCAAACAUCUGACGUGAAUCUUCCCACAUCUGAUUGUAUUGAGCUUGAAUAUGACUAAGUCAAAAACAUGUGACAACCCACUGAGGAAACACUAAGAAAAUAGAAGAAAAUCAAAAACCACCAAAAAGGCUGUUGUAAAUGUAUUUGUGCAUGGAAUCCAGAAUUCCUCCCUGACCAGAACCCCACAAUGACAUAUCGUCGGUAUUUAUGUUGCAUUUAUUAUGCCGUGUUGAUUCUAACACCUGACGAAGUCAAGGCUAGGUCGGCCAAUUCAAUUCAAACAAACAGUAGCAAGUUUGACAAUUCAUUCAGCACAACCUACUAACCCUAACCAACAAUACCUGUAGUAUAGUACGCACUGACGUUGUAUUAUAUGAUGCUACUUUGAAUGCAUUCCUUUCUCAUAAUACUAGGGUGCGUUGCACUUACAAAAAAAUGUACUCAAUGCAAAAUUUGCCAGAUGUUCAAAACAAAACUAUUUUGCAAACAUUGGCAAGGUUUGUGUGAGUGGAACGCAUCCUUGAUUUUCCUUUCCGUCUGGUUGCAUGUAUGGCAUUGCUAACCUAUAUUUUGUAAACUUUGGUUUAUUUUAUGUGGUAUUUGUACUAACAUUGCAUGGCAAAUGAAGAUUAUUCAACGCAUGUUAGAAUCUGUGUGGCAUUUUAAUUUUGCAUAUGACCAGAUAGUGCCAGAACUAGUAUAAGAUGUCAGGCUUUUCAUCCAGAAUCCAAGCUUCUGUGUUUUUGGGGGGAAUUGGAGAAGACCAUACACUUCUAAUUAUCUUAACCAGAGCAUUAGUGAAUCUUGCAAUGUAAUAGUUUUCUACAAACCCUACAUGUAGGACGUUAGGGUAAAAAAUAAUAUCCAUAUAUUCUAAAAUUGUUGCUAACCCUGUGCAUACUUGCACACUAUGAAAAAUAAUAUCAAAUGCCAUUUAGAAAUGUUCAUGUGCAGAUGAACAUGUGCAGUACUUAGGUAAAUGUACAGUACCGUAGGAGUGUCGAGGACCAUUUAAAAAAAAAUUGUGUACACAAUGUUCCUCAAGUUUACAUAACAGUAGAACUUGUUCACAAAGUACAAAGUCCUUCGUACAGUACAUGUACACGUACAUGUACAUGUGUAGGCCCUUCAUGUACAUGU